CCAUGGGCUUCUGGGCAGUGCUUCUAUCUUCGGUAGUUUUGAGUCGCUGCGUACAAUCAGAGCGUGUCGUGGAAAAGUUCAUUCGUGAUUAUUAUGAUGCUGAAAAUAUUCAUCAUAUCAAUGCUUUCGGAUGUUGGGAUGACAUGGAUGCAUCGGAAUUUUCACGGAAGCUGAUGAGCCUGGAUAAUGCUGUAUUGUACACUCCCAUAUCUCCGCACGUGAAUUUACAUAGAAUUCUUAAAGUGAAUUAUCAUUACAUCGGAGUAGUUUUGGAUUACGAUUGCCCGAUGAGUGACUUCAUACUUGAUAAGUUUUCGAAAGAGCUAGUGUUCAACGAGUCUUACUUUUGGCUACUCCUCACCAAUUCAUCAUCACCGCCGAAUGAUGUAUUGCAGAAACUACCGCUCACUGUUGAAUCUGAGCUGAGUGUUGCGACUAGUAGUGGUAAUUCCUUCGAGUUGUGGGAUGCCUACAAUCCCAGUUACUCUCACGGUGGUGUCUUAAAUGUUACGUACAAGGGCCGUUGGAAUCCUGAGGAUGGCUUGAAGAACGAACUCAAUCAGUACAAAUACGAAAGACGGAGUAAUUUUAAUUUACUACCUCUGAACUGGUCCAUUGUGCUGAGAAGUCAUCCAGCUUCUGAUCUCGAACUUUAUCUCACGACACCUGUGAAUCGACAUCUGGAUACCAUGUCUCGAUAUCAUUACGCUCUUGUGCUGCACUUGAGAGACUUCUUCAAUUUUACGAUAAAUCUGCAAAUUCACGAGUCCUGGGGCUACUUAGUGAACGGUACGUUUGGUGGCUUGAUAGGCGCUUUGAUGAAGGGACAGGCAGAUGCCAGUGUCUCAUCAUACCAGUACAAGCUGGAGAGAAUGGAUGUGGUCGAUUAUCUCGUCGAAACGUUGAAUGUCAAACUUCGUUUUUUCUUCCGUCACCCCAGGAGUAAUGAUCUGCAGAAUAAUUUCUUGAAGCCCUUCGCUAUUCAUCUCUGGUGGGUGAUAAUAGCUGUUGGUUUUUUUUACUGGGGUAUCAUGGUCAUUCUGAAGAAAUUUGAAAUAUAUUAUGAGAGGAUUGAGGAGAAUGAGAAUACCGUAUCUUCGACUGCCCUGACUACUAUUGCUGCGAUUAGUCAACAAGGAUUGAGUACUCCACCGACGAUAACUUCCGGUCGCCUGGUAUUUUUCUCACUGUUCUUGUGGACUCUUCUCCUGUUUCAAUUUUACUCAGCCAGUAUUGUUGGCUCGCUGUUGGCGCCUCCGCAGAGAUGGAUCACAACUCUGGACAAUCUAACCGAUAGUAAUCUAGAAUGCGUUGUCGAAGAUAUGCCCUAUAUGGUUGAUUACUUCGCAACUACAGCAAAUCCUCACACCAAAAAGUUGUUCGAACGUAAGAUCAAAGCAACCAAGAAAAAACCCAAGGGAAGCUAUAUGCCCGCAAUUGAAGGAAUACAGCGUGUACGUGAAGGUGGAUUCGCAUUCCAUAUAAAUGUUGCAGCGGGGUAUAAAAUAAUUGAGGAUACAUUCAAAGAAAAUGAAAUAUGCGAAUUACAACAGAUUGACAUGGUGGGCCAAUGUCUAACAUCUAUGGUAACAGCGAAACAUUCACCUUUCAACGAGAUGUUCACAUGGAGCGUAAGAAAAGCUGUGGAAAGCGGUCUAACAAAGAGACUCGAUCGAGUUUGGAAUCAGCAAUGUCCACAAUGUCCAAAAAGCUACAGCUCCAAACCGACUCCCGUCUCAAUGCAGCAGUUCAGUCCAGCGAUUUUUCUUCUUCUCAUCGGAUUCGGUUCCUCUUUCUUAAUAUUGCUAAUCGAAUAUUUGCACUAUUGGAAGUGCAGCGACUACCUUUCGAAUGUUGAGGACACCAACUCUGUGGCCGGCACGGAUGGUACCGAAGAGGAGCAGUCCUACAUGGUCGAGGGUUUCCACGUUGCCGACGAUGGACAAGCAGUAAUUUUCUAAAUGCAAAGAUUUUCUAUUAUCAGAACUAUUUUUUCUGACAAAGUCAUGAAGUUGAAGUGCGAAAAUUCUGGAAAUGCCAUUUUUGUUCCGAAAUAAACUGCGAUUGUGGACAUUUUUAAUAUUCACUGGAAUUAGCAAUCGGCAAGGCUAGAUUCCUACUUACUCAGCAGUCGGAGCUGACGUUGAAGCAUAGAGCUCUAUUGUCCAUUGUUGGAACAUGAAGCAUUGAUUUAUUCGCAGUGCAGACCAUUGUUAAAUGAAUUCACAAAAUCAACCGCAAGCAGCCGGGAUGUUGGUGCUUUCAUUAGGGCCUUUUCCUGUCAAAUUUGAUAUUAUUUUUUUCAAUUUGUCAUAUGUCCCAAUUUAUCAGCUGUUAAAUUUUCAUAUUACCAUAAAUGAUUUGCUCACUUUCUAAUUCCUAUGUUCAC
This is a messenger RNA of Diachasma alloeum, 2389 nucleotides long. RefSeq names its product ionotropic receptor 75a (gene Ir64a.6). The transcript has 9 exons. Gene Ontology annotation, molecular function: ligand-gated monoatomic ion channel activity. The record is from RefSeq and is a predicted model, not a curated record. NCBI's taxonomy places the organism in Eukaryota, Metazoa, Arthropoda, Insecta, Hymenoptera, Braconidae. The coding region runs from base 3 to 1961 and encodes 652 amino acids. Gene Ontology annotation, cellular component: membrane.